UGGUGACAUGGUGCCAAAAACCAUAGCAGGGAAGAUUUUUGGUUCUAUCUGCUCACUGAGUGGUGUCUUGGUCAUUGCUCUACCCGUUCCAGUGAUUGUGUCCAACUUCAGUCGCAUCUACCACCAAAAUCAACGAGCGGACAAACGAAGGGCACAAAAGAAAGCUAGACUGGCCAGGAUCCGGGCAGCCAAAAGUGGAAGCGCAAAUGCUUACAUGCAGAGCAAACGGAAUGGUUUACUCAGUAAUCAGCUGCAGUCCUCAGAGGAUGAGCAGGCUUUUGUUAGCAAAUCCAGCUCCAGCUUUGAAACUCAGCACCACCACCUGCUUCACUGCCUGGAAAAAACCACGAAUCAUGAGUUUGUGGACGAACAAGUCUUUGAAGAAAGCUGCAUGGAAGUUACAACUGUUAAUCGUCCUUCAAGUCACAGUCCCUCACUGUCUUCACAACAAGGAGUCACCAGCACUUGCUGUUCACGAAGACACAAAAAAACUUUUCGCAUCCCCAAUGCCAACGUGUCAGGAAGCCAUCGAGGUAGUGUACAAGAACUCAGCACGAUUCAGAUCAGAUGUGUGGAGAGAACACCUCUAUCUAACAGCCGAUCCAGUUUAAAUGCCAAAAUGGAAGAGUGUGUUAAACUAAACUGUGAACAACCUUAUGUGACUACAGCAAUAAUAAGCAUCCCGACACCUCCAGUUACCACACCAGAAGGAGACGACAGGCCAGAGUCUCCUGAGUACUCAGGAGGAAAUAUUGUCAGAGUCUCCGCUUUGUAAGACAAUUGGAAUAAAGUCUAAGAGAAUUUGAACCCUGGCUAUGAAAAGAAUCUCAACAUAGAAGAAAGAAGAAACAAUAAAUAUUCCGCAGAUUAAGGCAGCAAAGCAAGAAGGUUGGUAGUGAAACAAAAACAAAGCUUCGAUUCUUAAGGAUGUGAAUAAAACCACCAAAUGGCAUUUCUAGACAGUUUGACCUGUUAUACAGAGUAAUAUUCUGUGGCCCUUUGACUUUGUGAAUGAGCACAAUGAAAUGCCACCUAUUGAUGCUUCUUAUGAUCAGAACUCUUUUUUAAUAAAAUAAAUAAAAUAAAUCUUUGAACAUAAUGUUCCAGUUGAAUGCAAAACAAAAAAAAAUAUGGAAAACAUUUUGAUAAAAUUUUUUCCUGUUAAAACCAUGAACAUUGGCUAUGAUGAAGAUUAUUACAUGUGAAAAAAAAAAAAAAACUCACAUGACAUAUUUGUAUUGACUGAAGGAAACCAUCAUAAUGCAUGCUAGAAUUCUUUGAAGCAGUGAUCUCAGUUUCCUUAUGUUGUCUUCAGAAUAGGCAUGAUAAACUAUAAUUGUAGAAAGGGGUAAUUUCUGUGCACUUACAACAAGCUGAGUGUUCAUGUUCCAUGGUGAGCUGUGCAAAUAAACUCCUUUUAGAACUGCAGUAUUUCUCAUGGGGAUGCUCAUUAGUAAAUCUAAAGUGUUCAGAUAGUUCAGUAUUAAUUAUCAUUUAACUUUGCACCUAGAUACUGUUACAACUGCAAUAAUUCAUUGUACAACUGUUGUAUCAGGAAUCAGGAUUUUUUUGUUGUACUUUCCAGAUCUUUAUAGAUACGGUAAGAGCCAUGUUCGUAGAAAAACUUUUGGUGUGGCCAGGUUUUAGGUAACUUUUUAAUCCAAAACUAUUGUGCCAUAAAUGUUUUUCAGUAAUAUUCUUUGGUCCAUUGUAUUCCUGUGACACAGUGCAUUAUCUGUUCUUGUAUUUCUAUAGCACCUUUAUAUUGGGUUUAUCAUCAUCAACAAGACUAAUGUUUACUGUAGUUUAAGUGACUUCCCUACAUUUGUAUUUCCAAAUAAAUUAUCUUGUAAGUAGAUUGUCAUCAAUCCCCUUAUCAAAAACUAGAAAAAAAGGAGUUGACCCAUAUAAAUUAUCUCUAACGUCUUUGUUGUUUAUGGAAAAGCCCAGAUCCUGGAUAUAUCACUAUGUAUUUUAUGAAAAGAAUUGACUGGGACUAAUAUCACAGGCUCAGUGAUUUCAGAAUCUUACUUGAUGUAUUAUUUAUUUUGCUUUAGAUCUUGAAUACAUUUUGAGAAUCACUGACGUGAAUUGAAAUGUAGAGAUAAACUGGAGUGCUUUAUUUGGCAAUAUUUGAUGAAGGCAUGCUUUCUACAUUAUUCAGGAAGGCAGAACGAAUUUAUCUCAAAAAGGUUCCUGUGUAUUGCAAGGUACAAUUUUCUCCAGUAAAUCAGAAGGACAGGAGUUUGAUGAUGCAAAGUUGAUCUCUGUACAUUUAAGUGAAAAGUCUUUAUAACUUUUCACCCUUAAAAUAUUUCAGCAGACAUGUCUGCACGUGACAGUGUAAAAAAAAUUUAAUGUCAAAUGCAAAGUUUUUGUUCAUUCCAAGCCACCACUGUAAGGAAUAAAGCUUAGCUUCUGUACAUGGAAAGAUUUAAUACUUAUCCCUCUAUUAGAGAUGAGAUAUUUUAAAUGCUUAUCAUAUUUUCUCAUAAAAAGGGAUUAAUCCAACCAUUUUCAAGUAAAGCCAGAAGUUUUUGAUUCCCAUUUCUAGAAUAGCUUCUAGAACAGUGCUAUGCACAUAGUAGAUCUUAAUAAACAUUUGCUGAGUGAAAGUAAGAUAAACUUAGCUAUCUCUUGGGAAGAACUGGCUUUAUUCCUAGUACAUCUUUUAAAAAGUUACUAAUCUUCCAGCAGUGCAAAUAUUAACAAUUAUAUUAACACCUGCCUCAUGCCACUUUAUGCUUCUAGAGCAAUGUCUAGUGGAACUUAUUUGAUGGCAUUUAUUGAAAACUUUUUAAAAAGUAGACUAAGAGACCGCAGUCAGGAAUACUUAUGUCUUUUGAUUCCCAAUGGAAGUUCUAUUUUCAUGUUCUUAAUAUUACAUAAAAGAAAAUGCAAUUAGAUUACUUUGAUUAACAAUUCUGCCACAUGUUUUGAUUUAUCACUUAUCCAAAAUUAUUGAUUUUAUUAGGCUUUUGGAAAAGAAAAAAACCUUUUUUGAUGUUUUAGGUGAUUUAAAAAUAUACUGUGUUGGUGGUGAAUGACUAUUGAUGACUGUGUUAAGUGCAUCUGUAUUGUAAGUGAAAUGUAAUUAUUUCUGUGUACCAUAUGGAGUAACUAAGGUCAUUGUUUUUGACAAUUUUGUUCGAAAUUCAUAUAUCUUAUUUCAAAGGAUAGCAUAAUACCUGCAUUAUGCUGGAAAAAAUAGACCUUUGGAGAAUACUUAAAUAAAACAUGUGCAUGCUUGAACAGGAGAAAA
Messenger RNA from Saimiri boliviensis boliviensis (Bolivian squirrel monkey), 3262 nucleotides. It is a transcript of the gene KCND2, whose product is annotated as potassium voltage-gated channel subfamily D member 2. Gene Ontology annotation, cellular component: postsynaptic membrane; dendritic spine; voltage-gated potassium channel complex. The record is from RefSeq and is a predicted model, not a curated record. Gene Ontology annotation, molecular function: voltage-gated monoatomic ion channel activity involved in regulation of postsynaptic membrane potential; protein binding; A-type (transient outward) potassium channel activity. Gene Ontology annotation, biological process: potassium ion transmembrane transport; protein homooligomerization; action potential. Lineage: Eukaryota; Metazoa; Chordata; Mammalia; Primates; Cebidae.